AUGAAAUUGAAAGGAAUUAUCGAAGAUCUCGAAUAUGACAUCAACAGAGCUGAUCAACUCGUCAGUAAGAAAAAGAUCGUAUCGAAGGGUCUCACCUUCAAUAAUUUCAACAAUAAGGACGACGUUAAUACAAUCCUCAAACGUAUGGAGGAACACUUGAAGAACAUUGCGGAGAACACGAAAUCCGAUGAAAACGCUACUCCAGCAUGGUCAUCAAGACCCAACAAGGACUCCGGCUGCUACCGAAAAAAAAGAUAG
Messenger RNA from Cooperia oncophora, 258 nucleotides. The record is from the annotation of a GenBank genome assembly. Lineage: Eukaryota; Metazoa; Nematoda; Chromadorea; Rhabditida; Trichostrongylidae.